Molecule: messenger RNA, 3987 nt
Organism: Penicillium verhagenii
Lineage: Eukaryota; Fungi; Ascomycota; Eurotiomycetes; Eurotiales; Aspergillaceae
Exons: 2
Coding region: 1-3987 (1328 amino acids)
Source: RefSeq, a predicted model, not a curated record
AUGGUCUCGCCGGCCACGUUCCAGUAUAAUCAACCAAUCGAGGAUUCCUUGACAAAGGACAAAGGGCUGAAGCCCCUUCGGCCGCCGCCACUGAACCUCAAAAUUGAAAAGACAUUCCAAUCGUCAAGGAUUAAAGCUGUCCGGGGCAGCAUAUCCGGCGCCGACGAAGGCACAGAGGUGCCAUUAAUGAUUGAGCUAGCGGGUCACAGGCCCACUGCAUCUGACACUUCUAGAGGCAAGCCUUACGAGUGGAUCGACAUGGAUGUAUCUAAGACCCGACCGUGGGACGGCGACGCGGACAAUCGUCCUGUCUCCCCACCCCGGUCCCUACGCACUAUUAUUGACCUGGACUCCCCACUGGGCUCCGACGAUGAAUCUGACAUCUCUCCCAUUUCCGACGAGCGACCCGCAGAUCACUCUAGUAAGGUGUUGGCUCGCUUUUUCCCCGAACUCCAGAGUAGCUUCGCCGUGAUGGCCCCCGAAGGCCUGGAUACGACUUCGAAGCCGAAGCCGAGGACAGGCCGCUCACGGGUUGAGAAUGAGAUUCAGGCGCGGGUUCAGAGCCUUUAUCACAACUCGGGUGACAACCUUGGCCAGGCUCUGGGUUCCGGCACGCACCAAGAUGAGAGCUAUUUAAAUACCCCAGGAUCUUCAGAUUAUAGUCGACAGACUUCCAUGGCAAGUUUUGGUUUCGAUGAUGGGUUUCAAAGAACAAACAGAUAUAGAGUGACUACGGAUUCCUCAAAUUAUUCGCCAGUUCGAGCCGGGGUUUUCGAUGAAACCCCCAGAGCGUCGAAAAGAUUGAGCAUGACCGGAGCCAGACCAACGCCGACCAGAUUCAAUUCUUCUGCCUCGAAGAUGCCAAACUUCCGAGAUAUGAGGAACAAGCCUCUACCCCUCGCCCCCCUCGUUGAACCGAGUUCAAACAAUUCACAUCCCGACCAUCAACAAGCGUCAGAUCCCCACCGCCAUUCUACACCAGACUGCACAGACUGCACGACCCAGCACCCAAAUUUACCCCACUCGGCAUACUCAAGUCGCAGCCACCAGCCCCAACGAUGCCAUACGUGUGGACACAGGGAGAAUCGUCAUCUUCGAGGGGGCUCCAACUCGCCGGAGAACCGCAGAAAUUCCCGGCACCAAAGACAUCUAUCAACCUGGCAACAAGCAGCAGACGAGAUGGAAAUAGAAUUGAGUCUGGAUGGUACGAAAAGGCGGUUGGUGUUGGAGGGCCCACUCCAGAUCAGUCGUAAUAAUGGCGACUUGGUAGCGGCGCGGCCCGCACCCUUGCCUCCAUCCCUGAAACCUUACUCGGAAUCAAACCAGAGCUUGCCAUUGAGAACAAACACCAGAACAGGUAGCGUCAGUUCUCGGAAGGAUAAUUCCGGGUCAAGGAAAAAGAGUCACAAAUACAGCCGAUCGAAAGAUUCCAUUGAAUCCAACAAGGGCAAGACUCCUAAGGCCAAGGAUGAGCCCAAGAGCCGUUGGGGCGGGAAUUCCAAGUCCAACGAGGGCACAAAAGGUGAUCUUUCUAAAUUGAAAAAAUCAUUUUCAAUCUCCAGGGCAACAUUCACCCGCAAGCAAAACCCUACCCGGUCGGACCAACACCGCUUGAGCACAUUGAGCUCACGGUCGGAAACUUCGGUGGUGGACCCACAGGCCGAUCUUCCCAGCUCGAACGACAAAACACGCUUGUCGCGUCACCUUUCUCAGUCGGAUCCCAGCUUGGAAAAGGUUGUGAUUGAGGACGACCCACUGUGUCAUAAGCGGGACGACCUCCUACUUCAAUUACCGCGUCUGCAAACCGACAACUUCGGUUUCAAGACCCUGCUCGACCAGUUUGCGCCUGACCCACAAGCUGCCACGGCCAACCCCGCAAAUACCAAAUCAUCCUCUCUGCAGACUGACAGCUUGGGCUUCACCAGUGUUUUUGAACAACUCGCCCCCGCACAACGGUCUGCCUUGGCCAUUCCGGUCCAGUCCCCUUACUUGGAUGAGACCAGAGAUGCCAAAGAGGUCUGUCCUUCAUUUACCUUUCGCCGGCCGAUAAGAGAUGAGAAAAUGGUCGUCACGACCAAUAGGAUGCGCCAAUCUGCUUUCAUCUCCACUUCCAAAGCUAGCACCAGCAGUGUGUAUUUCCCGCCCGAACAGGUGUAUGAACUUGCUGCAGGACCAACAUCCCCUGAAUCGAUCAUGAUGUCGCAAAAAUCUGCGACCGCGGUGCAUUUCAAGGCCAAUUUCCCUUCGGCUGGUCUUGAAGACUCGAUUGUUCAGAUGAUCAUGGAAAGGAUCAAUUCGCUCGAUGAUCUUUUCAACUUCGUUUUGGUGAACAAGCGCUUUUACCGCGUAUUCAAACGUCGCGAGCUGCCGAUAAUCAAAAGCGCACUAUAUCAGAUGUCACGACCCGCAUGGGAGCUGCGAGAAAUGAGUCCUCCCUGGACCACUGAGUGGCAACUCACCUUGGACCCGGACUCCCAGGUACCCGAGUACACCCCAUCGCUUUAUCUGGAUCGAUAUGCUCAAGAUAUUUAUACUUUGGCGCAACUAAAAUCUAUGAUUCUUAUGCGCUGCGCCCCUUUUAUGCGUCGCGAUACCGUGCGUGGCUUGGCUGGAUUGGAUGACCAGCGUGCCGAGGAGGUUGAUAAUGCAUUUUGGCGAAUUUGGACAUUCUGCCGCAUCUUUGGUAGCGGAAAGGGUCGUGAAAAUGAUCUGGAAGGCCAAGUAGAUUGGCUUAGGGGAGGACCAAAGGCUCGGACAAGCCAAGGUUCAUCAUCGUCCAUGACUGAGCCUUUCGGUAUUAAUAAUGUUUUGUUCGAACCACCUGAGGGAUUCGCCCAUGGGAACUACAGUGGUCUCUCACCAACGGAGCUGUACGAUAUGACUGAGAUUUGGACUUGUCUUGGAGUUCUUGUGCAACCCUUGCAUGCCAAGUGUAUUGAAGCUCGCAACGUCGGUAUUUUUAAAGGUAUCGACGUGCCGGAGGAUGAUCAUAUUCGCGAGGAGACCGUUCUUGAGGAGUGGACAUCCUAUGUGCUCACCCUUGGCUUGUCAGCAGUCCUGAUGGUCAGCUCACUCAACCCCACAGAAACCACAGCCAUCACCUUCGAACGUGCGAACGCGGUCGGUCUUACCAAGUGGGACUUGACAGAAGGUCAGACCACCCGGUCAUCAUUCAUGAAGGAAGCAGUAUCCCGCGUUUAUGAAGAUCGAGAGCGAUACUCCUUCUGUCUUCCAUCUGGUUCUGCCGACAGCCCAUGCGAACUACCAUCAAAUGAAGUGACAACCCGCGGAGAAGAUAGCGAGCGCCGACAAGUGUUUUCACAAGAAAUCCGAGUCCAGCGUCGCGAGGGCAGACAUCAAUCAAAUGGGGGUGACUCCUUUGCAACGGAGCGACCCAUGUCUACAUACAGCACGAUCCUACACAGUCUCGGAGGUAGCCUCAGAAGAAUUGUCCACGAAUCUCCCCCUGUACCACCAGUUCCCCCUCUCACAUUCGAUCGGUCAUCCACAUCAACCGGAAGCAGAAGCCCACCUCCCCCCGGAACACCCAACUACGCUCCAGGAACCCCCCAGCAUGCGCCGGGCACACCGACCCAAUCAUCAAAUGGCCCGAAUUAUAUGAUGGGUCCAUCACACCAAGUAUCCGCCCCCGACCUUAAGACACCUCACAUCCGAAGCCCCCCACUCUCAGGCUCAUUUAUAUCAGCACCUCUGCAACCCCAAGUCCAAGACCCCGUCGACCGAGCAAUCUCCCGAAUGGUGAAUGAGCUCGGUUUCUUCGAAGAUGACGUGAAGUGGGCUUUGAAAAUCACCGACACUGGUGAAGGACUCAAUGUCCAGGCUGCUGAGCAGCUUCUUCAACAACAGAAGAAGGCUGGGCGCAACCCCUUCGUGCCUCGUGGACGGAAUGCCAAUGGGAAAAACCCUUUGCUCAUGUCUGUUAUGAAGCAACAAGGAACCCAGGACUCGGGUUGGCGAUGGGCCUAG